AAAUACAAAAAUAAAUAAAUAGUAUAUAAGUCAGGUUAAAUAAUUGCAUCCCAAACCUUCUUCUCUUACUUUUUUCACAACUUGGAAAUCAACCUAAAAUAAAAAUCAUUCUCAAAAAAACAUCACCACCAUGUCAAUCGUCAUGAGCAUAUCACCUCCACCACCAUCCGCCUCUUCGUCGUCUUCGUCUUCAUCGCCGUUGGCAUCGCCACCAACACCUUCUUCAGUACCAUCCCCGGCAUCAUUGCCGGUCCGUACAAUCCCAGGAAGCUACGGUUGGCCGUUGAUCGGAUCCAUUCCGGAUCGACUGGACUACUUCUGGUUCCAAGGCCCCGAAACAUUCUUCAAGAAACGACUGGACAAGUACAAGAGCACGGUGUUCCGCACAAACAUACCUCCUUCUUUCCCAUUCUUCUUCAACGUCAACCCCCAAGUCAUAGCUGUUCUGGACUGCAAGUCCUUCUCGCAUAUGUUCGAUAUGGAUUUGGUGGAGAAGAAGAACGUACUUGUUGGGGAUUUCAUGCCCAGUGUCAAGUUCACUGGUGAUAUCAGAGUCGGAGCUUAUCUAGACCCCUCCGAGCCACAACACUCUAAGGUGAAGAACUUCGCUAUGGAUAUCCUGAAACAAAGCUCCAAGACAUGGUGCCAAGAACUCAUGUCCAGCCUUUCCACCUUGUGGGACACCAUAGAAGCCGAUCUCUCCAACAAUUCUUCAGCUUCAAUCUUAUUCCCACUCCAGCAAUUCAUAUUUACAUUCCUCACCAAAUGCCUAAUUGGUGCAGACCCUUCAAUCUCACCGGAAAUUGCUACCUCUGGCUACGCCAUGCUCGACCGUUGGCUUGCUCUUCAGCUCCUACCCACCGUCAAAAUCGGCAUCCUUCAACCUCUAGAAGAAAUUUUCCUCCAUUCCUUUGCCUACCCAUUUUUCCUCGUUAGCGGAGAUUACAGAAAACUCUACGAAUUUGUAGAACAAAAUGGUAAAGAAGUGUUGCAAAGAGGGAAAACCGAGUUCGGACUGAGUAAAGAAGAGUCGAUUCACAACCUUCUUUUCGUUCUGGGUUUCAACGCGUUUGGCGGUUUCUCGGUUCAUCUACCGAGUUUAAUCAAUACCAUAGCGAGUGACACGUCCGGGUUACAGCAAAGAAUCGUUCAAGAAGUCAGAUCAAAUGGCGGGUCGACUCUGAGUUUCGACUCGGUUAGGGAAAUGGAUCUGGUUCAAUCGGUUGUGUACGAGACUCUCCGGCUCAACCCGCCGGUUCCCCUCCAAUUCGCCCGAGCCAGGAAAGAUUUCAAAAUCAGCUCGCACGACUCGGCCUACGAAAUCAAGAAGGGUGAGUUAUUAUGUGGGUAUCAGCCUCUGGUUAUGAAAGAUCCGAAAAUCUUUUCAGAACCGGAGUCUUUCAAACCGGACCGGUUCAAGGAUAACAAAGAGUUGCUGAAUUACCUGUACUGGUCUAACGGACCGCAGACCGGUUCACCGAGCGAGUCAAACAAACAGUGUGCGGCUAAGGACUAUGUGACUCUCACGGCUUGUUUGUUCGUUGCUUACCUGUUUCGCAGGUACGAUUCGAUCACUGGAAGCUCAACAUCAAUCACAGCCGUUGAGAAGGCUAAAAAAUGAGAUGGAUAUGAUCAUAGCCGUUGGAGAUGCGUGGGGAUGAGGGUUUAAUCUGGCUUUUCUCGUUUAUAAAUUUCGUCUCUAUUAGAAAUGGAGAAAUAUGGGUCCCACGGAUUCAUGAUUAAAGUGAAAUGGACGAUGGAUAAUUUAUGAUAGGAUAUAAGGGAGCUAUCUUUUUCAAUUGCUGUGAUAAUUGACAUAGUUGGUCCACGUUCACAUGGUUA
Molecule: messenger RNA, 1842 nt
Organism: Ziziphus jujuba (common jujube)
Lineage: Eukaryota; Viridiplantae; Streptophyta; Magnoliopsida; Rosales; Rhamnaceae
Product: fatty acid hydroperoxide lyase, chloroplastic
Exons: 3
Coding region: 131-1621 (496 amino acids)
Biological process (GO): sterol metabolic process
Molecular function (GO): iron ion binding; heme binding; monooxygenase activity
Source: RefSeq, a predicted model, not a curated record